Molecule: messenger RNA, 1260 nt
Organism: Exophiala aquamarina CBS 119918
Lineage: Eukaryota; Fungi; Ascomycota; Eurotiomycetes; Chaetothyriales; Herpotrichiellaceae
Exons: 1
Coding region: 1-1260 (419 amino acids)
Biological process (GO): coenzyme A biosynthetic process
Molecular function (GO): dephospho-CoA kinase activity
Source: RefSeq, a predicted model, not a curated record
AUGCCACCUCUUCCCGGCAAAGACAUAUCUCUGCUUCUCCUUCCAGCACUGGCUCUCUCAUCCCCGCUGUCGUCUCUCAAAUCAGCCUAUAAAAUCACUCUGGACACGCUCCUACCCAGCCUCGUCACCGGAGACAAUCCAGAGAACGAUUCCCUGGUCAGGUUAGAUAUCGCUGUCGUCCUCUCGGAUUCUUACCCGCUGGCUUUGAAAUGCCCCCGUGCAUCGGCCUUUGCUCCAUAUCAACUUCUCCUCUCCUCAAUCUACAGCCUUGUUGUUAGCUCAGCCUCGAGAUUGAACAUUGAUCUAGACUUCCCUGGUGGCUUGGACGUGCGUGUCUUCAUUCUUGAGCCUCGUAUCUCUUCUCUGCCUCCAGGCAUAGCCGGAAAGCAGUCCCUCGCUGGUCCCAUCGUUGACAUCACGACAUUCGUCAAGUCUUCCAGGCCCUAUACAACCCUCUACUCUGUCGAUGGUGAACCGGGCGAACAAGCUCUCAAGCAACUUCUCACCGCAUAUAAUUCCAUCAAUGCUUCUCCGCCAUCUGCCGAGCGUCUACCAUCUGGUCCAGCCAUCUCCUUGUCACCAGCAUCCAAGUCCUUGGAAACGUUGGUCGAUGACCGCCCCUUGCAGAAUCACUCCUCUGUUGCCGUAGGUGGUACCUUCGACCACCUGCAUAUCGGACACAAACUUCUCUUGACCGGCACCAUCCUCGCCGCCGAGCCCAGCUCUCAGUCUCCCCGCCUCAUCACCGUGGGCAUCACAGGCGACGAACUGCUCGUGAACAAAAAGUACGGCAACGUUGUCGAGUCCUGGGACACUCGGCAGCAAAGGACAGCCGAGUUCGUCGAAUCUAUCCUUAGCUUCCAUCGAGACGUUCCUAGCAUUCGGACUGUCCAACAGAUUGAUGACCCCGGGCCAAAUGGUCGCGUCGUGCGCGUUACUUACUCUACAAACGCUCCUCCAACGGAUGAGAUCACAAUCAACUAUACCAAGAUUUCCGACCCUUACGGGCCAACAAUUGCCGAUGAAAAUAUCUCAGCAUUGGUCAUAUCCGCAGAAACGCGGGCGGGCGGGAAUGCGGUGAACGAGAAGCGUGGCGAGAAAGGAUGGAAGGCGUUGGAGGUGUUCGAGGUCGACGUCCUGGAUGCAGGUGUCGGUGGCGAGGACGAAAUCGAGGAGAAGGAGGUGAACAAGGGCUUUGACACCAAGAUCUCAAGCACAGAGAUUCGUCGGAGGGUCGCCGAGCGACUGCCGCAAUCAUAA